AUGGAUUAUACCCUUAAUGAUGACUGGAUCAUGAGGAGGAACAAGAUAUUCUGCGACGUCAUAAACAAUCUAGUGACGACUUUCUACGAGAUUCAGUACAAGUUCUUCUUUGUUAGGAGUGAACUCAUGCACAUAAAUGAAAGCAUAAGUCACGUGGAGAUACUCCGGACCAUAGAGUAUAACCUAUUUCACGUAAUCAUCACAUUCGUCAUUGAUUGUAAAGCCUUGUAUAAUCUGAAGAAUGCAAUCAAUAAAACAUUCCAGGUGUCCGAUCGAAGUCGUGUUUCAUACUAUUACUACCUCUUUGAACAUGAGAAGUUUAUGGAAUUAUUUAAAAAGUUGGAAGCCUGUAUGCUGGGGUGUCAGAAGUUAAACACUUAUCUGUCGCACCAAAUCGACAGACUGAAGAAUAACAUCGCUAUAACGAAAUGCAACCAUGCAUGA
Molecule: messenger RNA, 444 nt
Organism: Plasmodium inui San Antonio 1
Lineage: Eukaryota; Apicomplexa; Aconoidasida; Haemosporida; Plasmodiidae
Exons: 1
Coding region: 1-444 (147 amino acids)
Source: RefSeq, a predicted model, not a curated record